Gloeophyllum trabeum ATCC 11539 is the source of this 225-nucleotide messenger RNA. RefSeq lists its product as uncharacterized. The coding region runs from base 1 to 225 and encodes 74 amino acids. Lineage: Eukaryota; Fungi; Basidiomycota; Agaricomycetes; Gloeophyllales; Gloeophyllaceae. The record is from RefSeq and is a predicted model, not a curated record. The transcript has 2 exons.
AUGCCCACCCUCCAGCACUCACUCCCCCUCAUUUCCGUCAAGAUACCGAAGGUGCGGACGCAUACGAGUCACCAUAAGCGUGUCGCACGGAGUGAUGGGACCGCUUGGGUCAGGUGGCGAAGCGUCGAGGCGACCUAUAGGGGCUGGAAAGAGCAAGUAGGAGCGCAAGAGAGUCGUAUGGUAUAUGGUAUAGCGGAGGAAAGUGCUGAGCAAUCCUGUGGGUAG